This is a messenger RNA of Anopheles moucheti, 1540 nucleotides long. It is a transcript of the gene ifc, whose product is annotated as sphingolipid delta(4)-desaturase DES1. The transcript is spliced from 2 exons. Gene Ontology annotation, cellular component: membrane. Gene Ontology annotation, molecular function: sphingolipid delta-4 desaturase activity. The coding region runs from base 119 to 1084 and encodes 321 amino acids. Gene Ontology annotation, biological process: ceramide biosynthetic process. The record is from RefSeq and is a predicted model, not a curated record. NCBI's taxonomy places the organism in Eukaryota, Metazoa, Arthropoda, Insecta, Diptera, Culicidae.
UUGAAGCCGGCGGUGCCGUACCGUCAUCGUUUUGUGUUGCAUUCAAUUAUUGUGAAAUAGUGUAGCUAGAGUAGAUAGUGUUCUGUUAUUUUUUAAAACAAAUUCUACCUGGUGCACCAUGGGACAGCACGUAUCCCGCACGGACUUCGAAUGGACGUACACCGAGGAACCGCACGCAAGCCGACGGAAAAUGAUCCUGGAAAAGUACCCCCAGAUCAAGAAGCUUUUCGGGCACGAUCCACAAUUCAAAUGGGUCGCCAGUGCCAUGGUCCUCACCCAGCUGGUGAUGCUGUUCGUCGUAAAGGAUCAAUCGUGGAAGAUGGUGUUCCUGCUGGCAUACUGUUUCGGUGGCGUGAUCAACCAUUCGCUGAUGCUGGCGUGCCAUGAAAUAGCUCACAAUCUAGCGUUUGGGCACGCGCGACCGAUGGCGAAUCGGUUGUUUGGCUUCUUUUGCAACCUUCCGAUCGGUUUGCCGAUGUCGGUGUCGUUCAAAAAGUACCAUCUAGAGCACCACCGCUAUCAGGGUGACGAGGUGAUCGACACGGAUCUGCCCACAUACCUAGAGGCGAAGUUGUUCUGCACGACGGUGGGCAAAUUUUUCUGGGUUUGUCUACAGCCCCUGUUCUACAUCUUCCGGCCACUGAUUGUGAAUCCGAAACCACCGCAGAAGCUUGAACUGGUCAACGGAGUCAUACAGCUCGCUUUCAACACGAUCGUAGUGCAGUAUUUCGGCUGGAAGGUGAUGAUUUAUCUCAUUGUCGGAUCGCUGCUUGCGAUGGGCCUGCAUCCCGUGGCGGGUCAUUUCAUCUCCGAACACUACAUGUUCGCGAAAGGCUUCGAAACGUACUCGUACUAUGGGCCGCUGAAUUGGAUCACCUUUAACGUGGGGUACCACAACGAACAUCAUGAUUUUCCUGCCGUGCCCGGCCGGUUACUGCCCGAGGUGAAGCGAAUUGCGCCCGAGUUCUACGACACCAUCCCGCAGCACACGUCCUGGACGCGGGUUCUGUUCGAUUUCAUCACCGAUCCGGCCGUUGGACCGUACGCUCGAAUCAAGCGUAAAGCCCGCGGGUUGGAAUCGUAAACCAGAUAUUACCCAUAAUACCCAGGUCUAGGCGAGUUUAUACAUCUUUUCGUUGAGAACGUGUGACGAUAUAGAAAAUUAAUUCUCUACAAAGAUCUACCUUCUGCCAUGGGCGGACAAGAACGCAAGGACAAAUUAACAACCAGUAGCCUAAAACGAAUGGACUUUUUUGCUUAUAAGCAUUGAUACAAUGUUGAUUAUGAUAAACGAGUAUUUACUGCGGAUUGUAUGUAAUUGAUGCACUUCCCCGCGCAACCUUGUACACACGGAUUGCUAUAAAAAUACAACAAAUCAAAUGUAAAUUGCACAUUUUGUGAGGUGUAAAAUAGUGGCAAACUGUAAGAGAAGUAUUAGGAGCGUCCCUAUUGUAAACUAUUCUACUAACGAUAGUUUCGUUAGCCUUACUAUAUUGCUUGGUUUAUAAUUAACCCUAAUUGAUGAUACAAUAGGACCCUA